AUGGCGUCUGUGCCCGUGUCUUCUUGCCUCCCGGGCGCACCUUCGGGUCUUGUCGACUGGACGCGGCACAUGGGCGAAGAUGACUCUACAGAGGUCUACCGCUUUGCGCAGUGGCCGAUUGAAAGAAAAAUCGUUUUCUUCUGGAGUCCCCUCUCCAUCGCGUUCACGAAUCUGAAGCCUGUUGUCCCAGGCCACGUUCUGCUCGUCCCCAAACGCGUUGUGCCGAACUUCCGCCACUUAACAGACGCAGAAGUAAAGGAUUUGUUUGCGAGUGCCCGUCUCGUGGCUUCUCUCCUCACCUCAAAAUAUAAAGCAGAUUCGUACGCAAUCACGCUCCAAGACGGUCGCGAUAGUGGACAAACUGUGUCUCACGUUCAUCUGCACAUCCUUCCUCGGUUCCAAGGCGACUUAGAACGUAAACCUGGCGUCGAUCGAGAAGAACAAAAACCACGAACACGGGACGAUAUGGCAGACGAGGCGACGGCCCUCCGCGAAUGGAUGGUGCACUUGAGCCGAAGCAAAACAGAAACGUACAGUUGA
This is a messenger RNA of Neospora caninum, 540 nucleotides long. Its product is annotated as helicase, DEAD/DEAH family protein, related. NCBI's taxonomy places the organism in Eukaryota, Apicomplexa, Conoidasida, Eucoccidiorida, Sarcocystidae. The record is from RefSeq and is a predicted model, not a curated record. The coding region runs from base 1 to 540 and encodes 179 amino acids. The transcript is spliced from 3 exons. Gene Ontology annotation, molecular function: catalytic activity.